AUGAAGGACUACACCGAGAUCAUACUCUACCCUGACAUGCUGGAUCCAAGCAAGGAAAAUGCUACUUCUCCUGCUCUGUCCUUGCCGCAUUUUCUGCUGACUGAGUUUUCCAACCCCGUAUUCGAAGUAGAGGACGAGGCACCGUCCCCAAGUCACCCAGAUGGGGAAGACGGAACCAGUGUGAAGCUCUCCGCCAAUGGCUUUGGUAUCACCGUGGGGGGGAAAGACUAUGUGGAGAGGGUCCGGGAUGUGGCGAGCAGGAAAUUCAAGCCGGACUGCAAAUUCUCCUGGUUGUGCGUGGCUGUCCUGAGCAUUGUUCUCUUGGUGUUACUGACCUUGCUGGUGGGAAUUAUUGUCCUCUCCCAGCUGAAAUCUUCGCACUUGGCCAGUCUCUCACCGGGAGCGUCUUACGCUCACCCCGUCUCCAAUGCUACCUCAGCUCCCUCCACUGGGACGUCCCCGGACUCCACAGCCGCAAUGUCCCAAGGACAGCCACCCCAAGCCAUGACGUCAGCACCCUCCUGUGGAGGGAUCCUGCAUGGUCCCAAGGGAUCCAUCAGCUCUCCCAAUUACCCAGCCCCCUACCCCCCCAAUAUCCUGUGCACAUGGCGUAUCCAAGGGGCACAGGGAACAGUAAUCCAGCUAAAAGUGGAGGCAUUGGACAUAGAAAGCUCCAUCUCCUGCUUAUAUGACCGGCUGGAGAUAUACAGCGAACGUGAUUCUCCCUCUUUAUCCCAUGGGAUUUCCAGGUUCUGUGGCUCAGAUGUACCUGCAACGAUCAACACCAACUCUAGCCUGGUGAAAGUCACCUUUGUCUCAUACGGGAUCACAGCUGCUUCAGGCUUCUCUGCCUGGUAUCGAGCAAUUGCACCAAGUGAAAAGAACUGUUCCUGGGGUGAGUUCCUCUGUGACCACGGACUCUGCCUUCUUCCGGCCUUGGUGUGCAAUGGCCUGUACAACUGCAUGGACAGGAGUGACGAGGCCAACUGCAGCACCAAACACAACGAAUGUGGGGGGACCCUGACUGGCUUGGAGGGCCAGUUCUUCAGCCCCAAUCACCCCCAACAGUACCCAGACCUGCAGCUCUGCCACUGGCAUAUCUCAGUGCCGGUAGGCCAUGUGAUCGACCUGCAGUUCCACAACUUCAGCCUAGAGCCUCAGAAGGAUUGCACCUUUGACUUCGUGGAAGUAUUUGACAGUGCGGGGAUGGGACGUGCCAGCAUUAUGGGCAGGUUCUGCGGCUCAGAAAUACCCCCGGUUUUGACCUCCUCGCAACACUUCAUGACGGUCCUGUUUGUGGCAGAUGAGGGAAUGGUGGAUGAUGGAUUCUUUGCCACCUACCGUGCCCACAAUGCCACGGAAAAAACAUGCAGUCCCUCAGAGUUCACCUGCAGAAAUGGUGAAUGCCAGGCGGCGGAACUGGUGUGUGAUGGCUGGCAUGACUGCCCAGAUGGAAGUGAUGAAUAUAACUGUUCCAGCAUCACCUACCCAGUUGUCGGGUCUACCUGUGAGCCAAUCAUAGUGGAGAUGUGCCUGGGCCUCAGCUACAACACCACCUCCUUUCCCAACAUCUGGCUGACCAUUGCAGAUCAGCAGGGGGCUGCCGAAUUGCUCCAAGAUUAUCAGGUGCUGGAGAGCCUUGCUUGCUACCCAUACCUGCGUGCCCUAAUCUGCAGCCUCUUUGUGCCCAAGUGUACCCAUGACGGGGGCAUCCUCCAGCUAUGCCGCUCCGUAUGCCUGGAAGCGGAGCAGCACUGCCAGCAAUCUCUCGGCCUUCUAGGCAUCCCGUGGCCUCUGAACUGUAACGUCCUGCCCAAUUCCAACAACCCUUUGGAGUGUUUUACGCCAUGA
Eublepharis macularius is the source of this 1851-nucleotide messenger RNA. It is a transcript of the gene MFRP, whose product is annotated as membrane frizzled-related protein. Bases 1 to 1851 code for a protein of 616 amino acids. Gene Ontology annotation, molecular function: protein binding. The transcript has 13 exons. The record is from RefSeq and is a predicted model, not a curated record. Lineage: Eukaryota; Metazoa; Chordata; Lepidosauria; Squamata; Eublepharidae.